This is a messenger RNA of Heterobasidion irregulare TC 32-1, 969 nucleotides long. RefSeq lists its product as uncharacterized. NCBI's taxonomy places the organism in Eukaryota, Fungi, Basidiomycota, Agaricomycetes, Russulales, Bondarzewiaceae. Gene Ontology annotation, molecular function: uracil DNA N-glycosylase activity. The transcript is spliced from 8 exons. The coding region runs from base 1 to 969 and encodes 322 amino acids. Gene Ontology annotation, biological process: base-excision repair, AP site formation via deaminated base removal; base-excision repair. The record is from RefSeq and is a predicted model, not a curated record. Gene Ontology annotation, cellular component: mitochondrion; nucleus.
AUGUUCUCGUCCAAUGGCAGCACCGCCGGGCCUAGCAACAAAAAACAGAAACUCACCAGCUCCAGCGUGUCAUCUGCUUCCGUGUCCUCCAAGGCGGUGUCCUCGGCGACAAACUUUGGACUGCAGCCGUUGAAUUCAAUACCAUUCUCACUCUCCGCAUUCAUCGAGUCUCUCACCGAUGACCAGAAGAGGCUGCUCAAGCUCGAAUACGAGACAAUGGGGAAGAGCUGGCUUAAGCUUCUCAAAGAUGAAAUCAAGAAAUCUUAUUUCACAUCGCUGAAAGAGUUCCUCUGGGGCGAAGGCGUCAAAGGUCCUGAUGACAGCGCGAAGUCGCUAAAAAUAUACCCUGCGCCCAAAAACAUCUACGCCUGGUCCAACUUUACCCCUCUCGGAAAGGUGAAGGUGGUCAUCAUCGGCCAGGAUCCGUAUCAUGGAGCCGGUCAGGCGCAUGGGCUCUCGUUUUCUGUUCCUCCCAACGUUUCUGUUCCUCCCUCGCUGAAAAACAUAUACACGGAAAUACAAGCGGAGUAUCCGGAGUUCGUUCCGCCGAAGCAUGGGAACUUGACAGUGUGGGCCGAAAACGGCGUCCUUAUGUUGAAUACGUGCUUGACGGUCCGAGCGGGUUCCCCUGGCUCGCACUCGAACCACGGCUGGGAGCAGUUCACAGACAAAGUCGUCGACGUCGUCGAUCGCUACGGCGGCGCAAACCUGCCCUCUGUGAAAGCUGACGAUAAGACAGGUCACGGCCGCGGUGUCGUCUUUCUCGCCUGGGGUGCUUGGGCUGCAAAGCGAGUCGCCAAGCUGAGCAAGAACAAACAUCUCAUCUUGACCAGUGCCCACCCCUCCCCCUUCAGCGCACACAAAGGGUUUCUAGGGAACGGCCACUUCAAGAAAGCCAACGACUGGUUGGAGCAACGGUACGGAAAAGAUGGCUGCGUUGACUGGUGCCGCUUGGAUGCAGUCAUAUGA